Tetranychus urticae (two-spotted spider mite) is the source of this 2398-nucleotide messenger RNA. It is a transcript of the gene ida, whose product is annotated as anaphase promoting complex subunit 5 ida. The record is from RefSeq and is a predicted model, not a curated record. Gene Ontology annotation, biological process: anaphase-promoting complex-dependent catabolic process; positive regulation of mitotic metaphase/anaphase transition; protein K11-linked ubiquitination. Gene Ontology annotation, molecular function: protein binding. NCBI's taxonomy places the organism in Eukaryota, Metazoa, Arthropoda, Arachnida, Trombidiformes, Tetranychidae. Gene Ontology annotation, cellular component: anaphase-promoting complex.
CAAUUUACCUUUUCUUUCAAGAGUAUCAUAUGUUUAAUUUUGCUUUUGGUUGUUUACUAAUUAUUUAUUAAGUUAUGUGAUUUUGUUUAUUGUUUUUGUUUAUGUUCAUGCAAAAACUUGUAUCUAAUGACGUCCUUUUCUAUUCCUGCUUCUUGAUAAAUCAUCUUUUAAUUUAAUUAUUGUUUAUGAAUAUCGUGUUCCUUGAAAUAACUUGGAAUAAUGGAGAAAAAUCCUGCCAAUUCAAAUGAUCAGUCAAUUGACUUCCACAUAACUCCACAUAAAAUAUCUAUCACUUUACUGGGCACUAUUUUAUUUGCCAAUCGAUGUGAACUGCCUCAACGGGAAGUCGGACGGUUUUGUAUCAUCCUGAUGAAAUUAAUCCUUGGUUUAGAGCUCAGUUAUUCGCAUUUAAGAUCAUUUCUGUUUAAAUCAGGAUUCAAAAAAGACUUGCUUCAAGUUUUUGAGGAAAAAAUGGCCAAUCUGGUUAAUGAAGAUGUUGGAGCAAUCAUUGAUUUGGUAGGAAACACUAAGAAUUUUGUAACUGCUGGACGUUCUGGUUUCUCAGCUCAUGGUCUUUGUGAAAUCAACAAAACUUCCAUUUUGGGUCUAUUUUUGAGAAAAAUGUCUGUUUUUAUGGAUCGCUUGGACUUUAUGGGGACGGCUCAAGUUUAUGAGAAUCUUCAAAUAUAUUACAAGGAAGCUCAGAAGAAAGAUAUGGGUGAAACAGCUCAUGGAGAAAUGAGAUAUAAAUUUAAUAAUCCAAGCAAACAGAUAAGCCUUAUCCAAAUAAAUGAGAAACAAGCGCUUUCACCCCUUGAACUCGUAAAACUCAUUCAAAGUUGCUAUCCACCUGGAAGACCUAAUCCAACUCAACUGAAAAAUCUUAAAUCUACUUAUUUUCUACAAUAUUUGAAUUAUCUUCGUCUUAAUGAAUAUUCAGCAGCUCGAGAUUUUCUUAAUGCAUAUUUUGAUGGUUAUAUUGAUCAAGAAUCGAGAUGUUGGGCUGCUCUUAAUCAAGCAAUGUUUUAUCUACAUUUCAAUCGACAUCGCUUAGCCAUGGCAAGUGUUAUGGAAUGUAUAUCAAGUUCACAAGAAGCAAAUGACGAAAGAUGUCUCGAGUUUGCUUUUCUUCUGAUCGCCAAAAUUAUCAUAAAUCGGAAAGAUCCAACUUAUUCUGAUGAAGAUAUUCUUAGAUUUUUACAUCACUUAAAAACUAAAGCAACCAGCUUGGAUUUGCCUCAUCUUUCAGCUAUAGCGUGUCUCCAUCUUGAGGCGCUUGUUGGUCCUACUUAUGAUUUAGAUAGGAUUUAUACAAUUGUUGACGAUUCAGCAAAUCCAGAAAUAUUAGCUGUUAGAUAUUCACUUCCAGAAAUUCUCAUGAUGAGUUAUGCAACACGAAGUGGUCAACAUGCAACCCUUGGAGCAACUCAUUUAACUCUACUUUAUUCACAAGCUUUACUUGAUUUGCAUCUAGUUCAACAUGUUGGCGAUGGUUUAGUCUAUCGUGUUAAUGAAAACACUUGUAUUGCCAUUAGGAAUAUCGCCUUGCAUCUAUGGAGAAACUUGGGACAUUACAAUUUGGCUCGAGAUAUGAUCACUUCAUUGGCCGCAAAUCUUUUUUCGUUUUAUCAAACUAAUACCAACUCAAUAUGGGAGCUUGCCUUAGCAGAAAUCCAAUUCGAACAUUAUUACCUGAAAGAUGAAUGGUCAAAAGCUGAAAAUUAUAUAAAAAAGAUUAGCCUCUAUGAUGAAACUGAAGCAGCACUACGAUCAGCUGAGCUUUAUCUGAAACAAAAAAGGCGUGAUGAAGCUUUUACUAUUUUGUCAGACCUCCAAAAAUCACCAAAAUAUCACCAACUAACCCCUUAUACUCAAACAAGAAUAAUGAUUAUGAAAGGAAAUGUUUUAAAUGACUUUGAAACUCUUUUUGAGGCUUUGGAAAUUGUGCGAAAGUACAAAUAUGGUCUUUUAGAAACAAGAUGUGUUCUUGAAAUUGCUCGACUUGAGUACAAAUUCGGCCAAAAAACCAAAUCUCUGAGUCUUCUUCGUAGCGUCUUUAUUACUGUCUUGGGAUAUGCUACCAGACGUGAAAUUGCCUUCGCACAUUAUUUAGAAGCAUUGAAUUGUCGAUCAUUUGGUGAUCUUGAUUCCGCAUUAGCCUCAAAUGAAACCGCCAUUUCUAUAUAUCGCCAAAUAGAAGACAGAGAAUACUGUCGUAAAGCCUAUUCACUUCAUGCCCAGCUUUAUAAUGAGAAAAAAGAUUAUGAAAAAAGAAACUUUUAUGCUCAACAAGUUAGAAAACUAUUUUCAACGUGAAAUUAUUUUUUUUCUAUACAAAUUUCUGUAAAAUCAAUGUAAAAAAUUAACAGAAUUAAAACUUUCUGUACCUGUAUUUGAA